AUGGCUGGGAUGUUUUCAUUAGGAGGAAACAAUAACAACAACGGAGACGAAGAAGAAGAAAAUCAACAACAAAAGACAAAUUGGGUUUGGUAUAGAUCAAACACAAACACAAACACCAAUAACAUUAACCCAAGCUCGACGAGCCUAUGGCAGAUUCCACCAGAGCAGCAGCUUCUCAUACAUCAUCAACCACAACAACAAAGCUUAGAUCUCUAUCCAGGUCAUCAGAUCGAUGUCUCUGAUUUAGCCACAUCAUCAAGAUCCCUCACCAUAAGCUGUCGGGACUGUGGAAACCAAGCCAAGAAAGACUGCACUCACAUGCGUUGCAGGACUUGCUGUAAGAGCCGUGGCUUCGAUUGUUCCACUCACGUGAGAAGCACGUGGAUCCCCGUUGCCAGACGCCGUGAGAGACAGCAGCAGCUUCAUAUGUCUACAUCUGGAGGCAGUGGUGGAAGCGGCAGUGGAGGCGGCGGUUCGAGUAUCCCUAAACGUCAUAGGGAUGCUACUCUUCCGGGAACAUCCUCCACUCUCUUGCCAUCUGACUCAGCAGGGUUAGAAAUGGGGGAAGAAAAUUUUCCGCCGGAAGUGAGCUCGGAUGCGCUUUUCCGGUGUGUAAAAAUGAGCGGCGUAGACGACGGAGGAGAUGGUCAAUACGCUUAUCAAACGACAGUGAACAUCGGAGGUCAUCUCUUCAAAGGAUUUCUAUAUGACCAAGGCCCUGAAAGCAGCUACGUGAGUGGUGGUAGUGGUGGAAGCGAUCAUCAAAGCUCCUCUGCAGGAGGUGGGAAUCCAUAUAAUACUCCGGCAAUGGCUGACGGUGGAGGAGGAGGAUCAUCGGCGAUGUUUGUAGAUCCUAAUUCUAGUGGUUACUAUUCAAGUAGCAUGGCGAGUAUGUUCGUGCCACCAGGUACACAAUUCUAUCAAAACCCACCACGAUCUUAAUUAAAUCAAGAACUCGAGUUUUGUUUUAUAAUAUUGUUUCUAUAUAUGUAAUGUGUUGUUUUCUUUUUUUUUUGUGUGUCUAAAUGUUAAGAAAUGUGUUGUUUUCUUCAAUCAUAUGUAAUACAUAGACAAUAUUGCAAAUCAGAUCAACAUCUGCAUGUUUGUUUGUCAGUAUGUAUAAUGUAUGUGUUUAUUUAUAAAUUUCAGUUGUACGGUAA
This is a messenger RNA of Eruca vesicaria subsp. sativa (arugula), 1160 nucleotides long. The record is from the annotation of a GenBank genome assembly. NCBI's taxonomy places the organism in Eukaryota, Viridiplantae, Streptophyta, Magnoliopsida, Brassicales, Brassicaceae.